UCCCCCGCCCCGACCAGCCAGACUCACCGAGCGAGGGAUUGGACGAGGAAGCUCCCGGGUGUCGGAUGUGCGCCCAUCUCCUGCCUCUCGGGGGGCAGCCACGUAGCGCUAAGUGCCGGGGCGCCGCGGGAUAGCGCUGUGUGCCGUGGUGGGGGGGCCGGAGAUCCGGAGAGGUGGAUGGGGCCGGUACUGCCCUUUGAAUGCCCCCUUAGUGCCAGCUGGUUUCCUGAGGCGGGGGCUGCUGCAGGAGGGGCGGCCGGCGGGCACCGGGUGGAUGGCAUGGCGCAGAGGAAGCCCAGUUGAAGAUCCAGCAAUGCUCCCUUGUCGCAAUGCAAACAUGACAUCGACACCGGCCUGUUAGCUCCAAGAUGUAACAUUAACACCGCCAGUAAGAGGUAGACUCUUUUGGCCAAGGGGCCAUGGAGAAGCUGCUAUGCCUUCUGCUGAUGGGAGCUCUGGGGUACUUUGGGAGAGCACAGCACUGCCCCGGCCGCUGCAUCUGCCAGACAAACUCUCCGACCCUCACAAUGCUGUGUGCCAAGACAGGACUGCUCUUUGUUCCACCAGCCAUUGACCGCCGGACAGUGGAGCUCCGGCUGACUGAUAAUUUUAUCACCAUUAUUCGACGCAAGGACUUUAUCAACAUGACCAACUUAGUGCACUUGACACUGUCGCGGAACACUAUUAGCCAAAUUGUACCACUGGCGUUCUCUGACCUGCGUGCUCUAAGAGCCUUGCACAUGAACAGCAACCGUCUUUCUGUCCUGCGGAAUGAGCAUUUCCGAGGCUUGGGCAAUCUGCGCCAUCUCAUUUUAGGUAACAACCAGAUCAAUUCUAUCCAGCCUGGAGCCUUCAUUGAGUUUCUGUCAACUGUGGAAGACCUUGAUCUAUCCUACAACAACCUGGAGGAGCUGCCCUGGGAAGACAUUGGGCAGAUGUUCAAUUUGAACACCUUAACUCUGGACCACAACUUGAUUGACAAUAUUGCUGAAGGUACAUUCACUAUGUUGCAUAAGCUAGUUAGGCUUGACAUGACCUCUAACCGGUUGCACAAACUGCCUCCGGACAACCUAUUCCUCAGGUCUCAGGUGUUGGCCAGUGUAAAAGGCAACAGUCAUUCUUCUCUGGCCAUCAGCUUUGGAGGGAACCCUCUACACUGUAACUGUGAGCUUUUAUGGCUUAGAAGAUUGACAAGGGAGGAUGAUUUGGAGACUUGUGCCUCCCCAGAGCAGCUAACGGAUAAGUAUUUUUGGUCAAUUCAAGAAGAGGAGUUUAUCUGUGAUCCACCACUUAUUACUCGACACUAUGCUAGCAAAACAUUUGUCAUGGAAGGACAAUCUGUGAACCUCAAGUGCAAGGCGGUUGGAGAUCCAGAACCAUCAGUCCACUGGAUUGGUCCAGACGGGAAGCUCAUCCACAAUACAACAAGGAUUGUAGUUCACGACAAUGGAACCUUGGAUAUUAUUAUUACGACACUUAAGGACAGUGGUUUGUUCACCUGCAUAGCAUCCAAUGCAGCUGGAGAGGUCACCGCCACAGUGGAAGUGGCAAUAGUACCCCUUCCAUUGCUAGUCAACAACACGGCUCAUAUAAAAGAGCCUGACCCUGGGUCCUCCGACAUCACAACCUCAACCAAGUCCGGCUUUAAUGACACCAAGAACCUACAGGAUAGAAGAAUUGUGGUGGACAAGUUGAAGUCCACCUCGGUUGUCAUCCAGUGGCCAUCGGAGCGUCAUAUCCCUGGCAUCCGCAUGUAUCAGAUUCAGUACAACAGCUCUUUAGAUGAUUCCCUGGUGUACAGGAUGAUUCCCCCCAGUAACAGAAGCUUCUUGGUCAAUGACUUGGCUCCUGGACGUGAAUAUGAUCUCUGUGUCCUGGCUGUCUAUGAUGAUGGAAUGACCUCCCUAACUGCCACUCGUGUGGUGGGAUGUAUCCAGUUCAACACAAAGGAGGAGAGUGGACAGUGCCGGCCGCUCCAUACCCAGUUCCUAGGAGGCACUAUGAUUAUCAUCAUUGGAGGAAUCAUAGUAGCUUCAGUGCUGGUGUUCAUCAUCAUCCUAAUGAUCAGAUACAAAGUGUACAGUGGCCAGGAGGAAGGGGGCAAAGCCAGGGUCAGUAAUGUGUAUUCUCAAACCAAUGGGCAACAAGGCAUGGCCUGUGCCAAUUCCUGUGCCAAGUUGGGGGAAAAUAACUAUGAACCUUUACCCCCAACUUCCAAAGAGUCCCCUUUAGAGGGCAAAGACCAUGAAAAAGGUGAGAAUCAACCUUGUUCACCUUCUCUGGCAUGUCUGACUGAAAUGGACAAGAGGAGAACUCUGACAACCAAUGAUCUUCAGACAGUGGCCCUAUUGUCUUCUCUCUCUGUAGAUGGAGACCAGACAGAAACCAGCGCGUUAGGCUCCACCACCUCACUAUGCCUGAUUACGACUGACGGGCAAACUCGUUUGGAACCCAAAGCACCUACCAGGACUUAUCAACAUAGAUUCUCCUUUGAUGGAGACUACACCCUGUUCCAGAGCCACAGUUACCCUCGCAGGGCACGGACAAAGAGACACAUGUCCACCUCCGAGUUGCACAACCAUGAAGCUGCCCUUGGACAUCGGAGAGUCACAUUUAGCAGCACAGAGUGGAUGCUAGAGAGCACCGUUUGAAGAUCUUAGGGUCACAAAAUAUUUGAGGGGUCAGGUAACAUGGAGGGUCACUUCAUAUGAAACCUUAUUGUCAUGCAUUAAUUCUAUGGGCUCAUCCAAAUUUUAAAUGUGAGUGUCGCAUUUUAUAGCCGUGUUUAAUAUCUCUGUACACUUUCUCAACAUUGCUAAAAGAAAGAUCCUGAGCUUUCGGUUUUAUCAUGUUUGCAGAACAUUGGCCAUGUUCAUUGUCAAGUUACAGUAUCUCAUCUAGUCAAAAUACUUGCCACUUGUUAUAGGUUGUCUGCUGUUCCAUGAGAAGACCAUGAUGAUCCUAGAAGUGUACAGAUAUAUUCUGCAUUGUUAUAGAAUGCUUUUACAUUAGAGGAGUUGAUGGCACUGCUAACGUAAGGGUCAUAACUACUAUGUGUUUCUCCAAAGCUAACACGAUAAUGCUGCUCUCAGCUACAGAAAAAGAUAAACAAUUCAAGUCAAGUUCUUGGAGUCCAUAAUGAGUGCAAACUCUUACAAGAAUUUUACGAAACUCUCCUCCACCUUGUCCCAGACCCACAUCUUUGCCCUUCAGUAAGCUCCUCCCUCCUUUUGGUUUGGGGAUGUAGAGGGCUGUUGUUCUGCUUGGGUUGUGUAGAUAAAGGCUGAGCCCUUGAAGCAGUGCCUUAAACCAAGAGAGAGACCAGCAUACAAGCUUUUUGGAACCCUCUGUGACCCUUCCUGUAAGUGAGGGUGGCCAAGCUGGUUCAUCAGAGGAAAACAGGACAUAUGCACAAACGACACGAUACCCAAACCUACUGUACAAAGCCUUCCUGCACGGUGGAAAGAGAGACGACUUAGAGAGAGAUAUGUCGGCCAUGUUGUUGGGGUCCUGACAUCAUAUACUUUCUGUACAUCUAGCUGGUCUGGAUCCUUUCUGAGUCAAGUCAGGAGCCUUUCUGGGACUUUGCAGGAAGUGACAUCAUCCAGAAAUGUCUAACACAAGUUUUUACAUUAAAAACGUGUGUCGCCCUCGCUCUCCCCAGCACAUAUACUAUGGCGGAGAGAGAGAGAGAGAUAUGGUUGGUGCAGUGGGAAAUUAAAGUCCUUUCUGUGACUGCA
This is a messenger RNA of Pseudophryne corroboree (corroboree frog), 3740 nucleotides long. Its product is annotated as leucine-rich repeat and fibronectin type III domain-containing protein 1-like. The transcript has 4 exons. Lineage: Eukaryota; Metazoa; Chordata; Amphibia; Anura; Myobatrachidae. Gene Ontology annotation, molecular function: protein binding. The record is from RefSeq and is a predicted model, not a curated record. Bases 420 to 2651 code for a protein of 743 amino acids.